CGGGGCGCAGGUGGGGGCGGGGCUGCGGCGGCGCCGGCUGGGCGAGAUGGUGAAGCUGUUCAUCGGGAACCUGCCGCGGGAGGCGACAGAGCAGGAGAUCCGCUCCCUCUUCGAGCAGUACGGGAAGGUGCUGGAGUGCGACAUCAUCAAGAACUACGGCUUCGUCCACAUCGAGGACAAGACGGCGGCCGAGGACGCCAUCCGCAACCUGCACCACCACAAGCUGCACGGCGUCUGCAUCAACGUGGAGGCCAGCAAGAACAAGAGCAAGGCCUCCACCAAACUGCACGUCGGCAACAUCAGCCCCGCCUGCACCAACCUGGAGCUGCGGGCCAAGUUCGAGGAGUACGGCCCCGUCAUCGAGUGCGACAUCGUCAAGGAUUAUGCCUUCGUUCACAUGGAGCGGGCGGAGGACGCGGUGGAGGCCAUCCGCGGGCUGGAUAACACCGAAUUCCAAGGCAAGCGGAUGCGCGUGCAGUUGUCCACCAGCCGGCUCCGGACGGCGCCCGGGAUGGGAGACAAGAGCGGCUGCUACCGCUGCGGGAAGGAAGGGCACUGGUCUAAAGAGUGCCCGGUAGAUCGCCCGGGGCAAGUGGCGGACUUUGCCGAGGCCUAUAACGAGCAGUACGGAGCCGUGCGCACUCCCUACACCGCGGGCUAUGGGGAGACCGUGUAUUACGAUGAGGCGUACGGCGGGAUGGCCGACUACUACAAGCGCUACCGCGUCCGCUCCUACGCCACGGCCUCUGCGUACGACGCCUACGCGGAGCAGACCAUGGCCCAGUACUCCCAGUACGCCCAGUACUCCCAGGUCCAGUCCUCGGCCAUGGCCGCCACCACAGCCAUGGCCAGUCGCAUCCCCACCACCCUAGACGCGUACGAUAGAGCUCUGCUGCCGACCCCGGGCGCGGCGGCCGCCGUCGCCGCCGCCGCCACCGCCGCCGCGGCGGCCGCCUCCUCCACCUAUUACACCCGGGAUAGAAGCCCCCUGCGCCGCACGGCCGCCGCGGCCACCACCGUCGGAGAGGCGUACACGUACGAGCGUGGGCAGCUGUCGCCGGUCUCCUCGGUGGCCCGCCUCCUCUACGACAUGCAGCGGUUCGGGCGGGACCCGUACGCGGACCGGGCGCGGGUACUCUGCCUUUUGAGCCGGAGGUGAGCGUGUUGGCAGGUCUGGCGCACGGCGCCUUGCAACCGGCGGUGCCUCCGGGCACCGCGGGGGGGGUUCCCCGGCUGCCGGAGAUAACGGGGCGCGCGUCCCCCAGCCCCUGGUUGUGCCGGUCGAGCGUCUGCGUCUCGAUGCGAGCCGGGACGAAGGGUCGCGGCGAAGCAGACGGGGUCUUGCCGGGCGUUAAAGCCCAGGCGCCGGCUCCGGCCGCUCUGCCCGGCGUGGGGUGGACGGCGAGGACUCGCCGUGGCAAUCGGUGCUGCUGCCGGGGAGUCGCUUGCCCUCGGGACUCCCGCUGCCUUUAAUUAGCGUCCCCCCCCUCCCCGUAGCCGGGGCCGAGCCCUUGUGCCCAGGUGCCAUCCCGGCACACUCACUGCGGGGUGGGGGGGUUCCCGCAGAGCCCCCAGCCCCGCGUGCCGUGGCCGCCACGCGCAUCCCCCGGGAGUAGCCCCUGUCCGGGGAUGGCUCCCAGGCUCUGCCCGGUAAAAGCCGCCGGCAGCCGGGCUGCCGCCCCGGCGCGGGAUGGCUGCCGCCCCUGGCACACCGCUGCGGGUGAGCCGGAGCCGUGGGGGCUCCCGGCAUCCCCCCGGCACGGGGCGGCCACAGAGCCCCCCGCCGCCGCCGCAUCAGGAUUCUGGUUGCUCUCAGGAAGCCGGCAGCUCCUCCGGGUGCCCGCCGGGGCUCGGCGCGGUCCCCCGGCACGGUCCCGGCCGGCGCGGGGACCGGCGCCUGCACCGGGCGCUCUGCGCCAACUCUGCUUUUCUCUUUCAGGUAAGAUAUUUGCGGCUGGACGUCGGGUUCCCGUCGCACACCGAAUCGGCACCGCGCGUCUCGUGCUGCGCCGGGCUUCAAAGCGCAGCCGGGUUCAGCUAACGAGUCUGUUCCUAACGAACGCUCAGCUUCUUCCCAGCCUUGGUCAGAAUAGCUCGACCCCCCCCCGCCCCCCCUUCCCCCAGCUUUCUAUUCUCAGUUGCCAGGAUUUGCUUUUCAGGUAGUUCGGGGGCCCCCACCCCUCCCCUAGCUGGUCUAGGCUCAGGUCGUGAGCGAGAGUAGCCGUAGCCGUAACUGCAGCCGUAGCCGCAGCGCCAGCUUUGCUUUGCUUUGCUUUUCCUGCCCCCGGCCAGCGUGGAGCGGCUCGCUCCCUUGCUGGAGCUUCCUUUAUUAUUAUUCUUUCUUUUUUUUUUUUUUUUUUUUCUUUAUUUUGAAGAGGAUGAAUAAAUCCACUUGUAGCUUUUUAAUACGAAAUGACGUAGCUGACUCGAGGCCGCCACGCCGCGCUCCCCCUGCACCGCGCCGGCGUGGGAGGGCCGACCUUGUGUUUGGAGCUCACCCCGCGCCCCCCGUGGCGUUUAGCGUCCCCCAACCCCACUCUCCAGUAAAAUAAAACUCAAAUUUUUAACAAA
Messenger RNA from Harpia harpyja (harpy eagle), 2571 nucleotides. RefSeq names its product RNA-binding protein 4-like. Gene Ontology annotation, molecular function: zinc ion binding; mRNA binding. The record is from RefSeq and is a predicted model, not a curated record. Lineage: Eukaryota; Metazoa; Chordata; Aves; Accipitriformes; Accipitridae. Gene Ontology annotation, biological process: mRNA splicing, via spliceosome. Gene Ontology annotation, cellular component: nuclear speck.